This is a messenger RNA of Archocentrus centrarchus (flier cichlid), 3797 nucleotides long. RefSeq names its product leucine rich repeat and fibronectin type III domain containing 2b (gene lrfn2b). The record is from RefSeq and is a predicted model, not a curated record. Gene Ontology annotation, molecular function: protein binding. Gene Ontology annotation, cellular component: postsynaptic density membrane; cell surface. Bases 223 to 2562 code for a protein of 779 amino acids. Lineage: Eukaryota; Metazoa; Chordata; Actinopteri; Cichliformes; Cichlidae. The transcript has 4 exons.
GUUUCAGGUGGAAAAAGAAGGUUUGCAAACCCAUCAUGUCUCUCAGGCCAAUAUUCCAACUGCAGUUUUAUUUCCUCCCUUCUCCUGCAACUGUGACUCCCAAAAGAGGUGAAGAGCUCAGCGUGAUCAGACUGAAGACACCCUCUGGCAGAUGCAGCACAACAGCCUCAGAACACAACUGAGCCUCCUCCAUGUUCCACAGUUCAUAUUUGUGACUCUAUCAUGGACCACAUCAUCUACUACCUAGUGGUCCUGGGAACUACAGUGAUGAUCACCCAUGCAUGUCCUAAAUACUGUGUAUGCCAGAAUCUUUCCGAGUCCCUGGGGACAUUAUGUCCCUCCAAAGGCCUCUUGUUUGUUCCUCCGGACAUCGAUCGCAGCACAGUGGAGCUCCGGCUUGGAGGCAACUAUAUCCUUCGCAUAACUCAGCAGGACUUUGCCAACAUGACCGACCUGGUGGACUUGACCCUUUCUAGAAACACCAUCAGCUAUAUUCAGCCCUUCUCCUUUGGUGAUCUGGAAACACUGCGCUCACUACAUCUAGACAACAACCGCUUAUUGGAGCUAGGCCCUGAUGAUUUGCGAGGCUUGGUCAACCUCCAGCAUCUAAUUGUUAACAACAACCAGCUGGGACGUAUCCAUGACAAAGCUUUUGAAGACUUGGCUCCUGCUUUGGAGGAUCUGGAUCUCUCCUACAACAACUUGAUAUCUUUGCCAUGGGGCUCAGUUCGGCAGAUGAUUAAUCUGCACCAACUUAGUCUAGACCACAACCUCUUGGACUUCAUACCAGAGGGCACCUUUACUGAAUUGGAAAGACUGGCCAGACUGGACCUGACUUCAAACCGCUUACAGAAGCUACCCCCGGAUCCAAUUUUUGCCCGGGCCCAGGAAUCACUGAUUCUGACUACACCAUAUGCCCCCCAGUUAUCCCUAAGCCUGGGUGGAAACCCAUUACACUGUAACUGUGAAAUGCUGUGGCUGCGCAGGCUUGAGAGAGACGAUGAACUAGAGACUUGUGCUUCCCCACCCGCCCUGAAGGGACGUUAUUUCUGGAAUGCAAAGGAGGAGGAGUUCUUGUGUCAACCACCUCUCAUUACACAGCACACCCACAGGAUGCUGAUUUUGGAAGGCCAGACAGCUAGCCUAAGGUGCGAAGCAACUGGGGACCCUUCACCUACCAUUCACUGGAUCUCACCUGACGAUCAGCCGCUUGGCAACUCCUCCAGAACUGCAGUCUAUAGCAAUGGAACUCUAAGCAUCACCAUCACUACCUCCAAAGACUAUGGCACCUUCACUUGCAUUGCUGCUAAUGUGGCUGGGGAGUCCACUGCUUCUGUGGAGGUUUCUAUUGUCCAGCUACCUCACCUCACCAAUGGCACUGGGAAGCCAGAAGAGCCAAAGUCACGGCUCUCUGACAUCACAGGCGCCACUAGGAUUAGUAAGGGGACUCCCAAAAGCCAGCUAGAGAGGGCAGUGUUAAUCUCUGAAGUGACAGCUGUUUCAGCCCUGGUUACCUGGACAGUAAGCAAAUCAGCACCCAAGGUGAAGAUGUACCAGCUUCAGUACAACUGCUCUGAUGAUGAUGUUCCAAUCUACAGGAUGAUUCCAGCCUCCAACAAAGCUUUCCUGGUGACAAAUCUGGUGCCAGGGACCCGCUAUGAUCUGUGUGUGCUGGCCACGUGGGACGACACUGCCACCACGCUCACAGGUACCAACGUAGUGGGCUGCACACAUUUCUUUACCCAUGAUGACUAUCCUCAGUGCCAGACUCUGCCCAGUCAGCUGCUGGGAGGCACCAUGAUCCUGGCAGUGGGAGGCAUCAUUGUGGCCACCCUGCUUGUGUUUAUCGUCAUCCUCAUGGUGCGUUACAAAGCUGCAGAUACUGAUGCUCCGAUGGGAAAAUUAAUCAGUGUAAGUGACACAUAUGCUCAGACCAACGGGGGUCGACUUGGACAAAAUGGACUUCUUAUGCUCCGGCCUCAGCCUCCACCUGAGCCAAACAUCAAAGCUAAAGUGGCUCGACAGGAUGAGGUGGUGGAUUUCAAGUGUGGCUCCCUUCAGGGCAGCCUCACUUCCUCCUCCUCUUCAUCAGGCUCCAUGGCUGAAGGCUCAUACAGCCUCAGCAGCACACUUCCCAAUAUUUGGAUGUCAGCUCUUUCCAAGCCCAGGUGCAACCUGGAUAACCUCCUUGGGGCCUUCACGUCACUGGAGCUGCGGGGGGCACAGUGCCGUGAAACAGGAGCCUCCAGCAGUGUUAUGAUGACAAAGCCCCACACAGACCGGGAACCGCUGCUGGGCCGGAUGCUAGACUCCAGUCUCAGUCGGCUCCUCAUGCUACCACUGGACUCCAAGCCAAAAAGGAGUAUGUCCUUUGAUAUGGGAGAUGUAACCGGCACAGGUGCAUCUCAGCUCCGCAGCAAACCUCACAGGAUUAGCAGUGUCUGGACUAAGCGGAGCCUGUCUGUAAAUGGCAUGCUGCAGUGUGAGGAGGAGGAGGGGGACACAGGCGGGAGCAAGGGGACGAUAGACAGUACUGACUGGGUGAUGGAGAGUACUGUUUAGAAAUGAUGGAGAGCCAUCAUACUGUCAAACACUGCCCCAGUCAUGCCACAGCAGACCUGCUUGUCUAAGAGACUCUCUGCAUGAACCUGCUUCAUUCCUUUUUGCCUCAGAGAUCGAUCAGUGAUCUCUGAAUGUGACACACAGAUUUUACAAAGUGAUGCUCGUGGAUGUUAUUAUAUUGUAAAUGUGUUUUUUAAAUAAAAUGUUCUAUUACUAGCCUGCCUGGAUCGAGACACUACCAGUGAUAAUGUUAUAAAAUCUACUGUAAAUUCAUCCUCAUUUUAAUUAACUGAUGUAAUUAAACCUCUUCUGACUGAGUGGUGCAGCUUGUACUUAUAUAUGUAGGCGUGAUGCAUCGAUUCAGUAGGAUUUAAGAAAAAACAUUUAUUGUAUGUGAACAUAUAUUUACAGAGUAUAUAUUUCAGGGGACACUCAGUAAUUCUGUAUGCAAGAUAUCAAAUGUGUCUGCAUAGAUCAUAAAACCCAAUCAUCUCUGUACCUACAGCUGGAUUAUAUUAUUUAAAAUGCCAAAUUUUGGAGGUAACUGGUGGGAUACAGAGGGCCUUCCAGGACAGCUGGGCCUGCUUUGUCUGUGUAUUUUGAAUUCUUUACUUCAGUAGCAAAAUAAAUGUUUUUAUGGUUUUUCUUUUCUUUUCAAGAUGUUCUCUCUAUUUUUUUCAUAAGCCAAAUAAUGCAACCAAAAUAUUUUCAUCUCCCAGCUCUGUGUGGGCUACAUACACCCUUUUUUUCCCCAAAACACACAAACAAAAGAAUGCAAAGUCAGUUUGUGUUUGGUUUGUUGUAACGAUGAUUCUUGGAUAUAAGUCUUACACUGCUGUAAAGCCAGUUUUUUCCCUUACAUGGAGCCACAUUUGUAAGGAGAAGGCAUUUGUGGGCUGAGCAGCAGAGUUGAGUCUGUGGGUUGCACCCAUGAAAAAUAAGGCUUGUCAUUCACUAGAGGGAAUCUCAGUGCAGAGAGAUAUCAAGAUGAGAUUCUGCAUCCAGCAGCAAUUCAUGUCUCCACAGUCUGGGACCAAACUGUCCUCGAAGAUGACCACACUCACCCCCACAGAGUGGGAUUAUCAGAGACUACCUCCAGAAUUCGGGAGUGGAGAAGAUGGGCUGGCCUGCCUGCAGUCCUGACCUCAACCCCACUGAACACUGUGGGAUCAGCUGUUGGAGCCAGAGUGACCAACACUUAUUCCUUUCACUUUAACUAGUAGUGACUUCAUGGA